CCCGUUUAUGAAAGCUAUUUGGUUUUUGUUUUUAAUACAAAGCAUUGAGUUUUUGUGUAUCGUGUUAGAAUUUUGUUGCUUUUUCAUAUCGAAACUUUGUCGCAACUGUCCGGUAACUCUAUCGACACCAAGCAGAGAAAAUUUGUUUUGUGAGUUGAAACGGCACAUAAAAAAAAACGGCGCUCAAUAAGUUACAUAUAGAAAAAAAUGAGCAGCAAAACAAUUAACAAAUAGCGCGCGUUCGGUAUUUCGUUUCUGUUUAUUUGUGUUUUUCGUCAUUUUUCUAACGCGUUAGUUUACGCGUUCGCCUUUCAGCUGGUGUCUUUGUGUCUCGAGCUUUUUUUUAUUUUUGCAUUAGGAACGGGAAAACUUCGUUUGUGAGUUGUGCGGUUGGGGGUGGUGGAGACAUUGAAAGAGAGAGAGUGAGAAGGAGAGGGUGUUGUGUUGCGAAAAGGCGAAAACUUGCACAGUGGCCAAAGUGGUGAGGAAUCAAUAUCGAUGGUACGCACCAAAAACCAAUCGUCCUCGUCCAGCGCCAGCAGCAGCACCAAAUCGCCGGUCAAGAUCAGCGGCAGCGGAGGAGGAGGCGGUGGAAGCGGUAAUAACGGCAGUAAUCGCAGUCGCAGCUGCAGUGAAGCAUUAAUCGAUGACGGCAAGUCCAAUUCAAAUGCGAAAUUGUCGUCGUCGAAUCGUCAACGCUCAACGACAACAACAACGAUAGCGACAUCUACAACGCCAGGCAGCUCACCAGACGACGAUACCACCGAUGAUGCGGACCUAACACCAACGAGUGGCAACGCUUCGCGAACUAUCCGCGGUGGAGGUGGCAACUCGGUGCAUAAACAGAAUCUUUACGUCGUUUCAUUUCCCAUCAUAUUCCUGUUCAACGUACUGCGCUCGCUGAUCUAUCAGCUGUUUUGCAUUUUUCGUUACUUGUACGGCGCCAGCACAAAGGUGAUCUAUCGCAGUCCGCAUCGACGCGACUGCAACAUUGAAAUUGUUGUACAAAACAACUCCAAAGAGCAACAGCAAGCGAUCCUCUGUCCCUUGGAACGCAGCGAGAACGGCACACAGCUGACAGCACUGCAAACACUGCAGACACAGCGACAGCGACCACUAGAGAUGGCAACCAAUCGAGGAGGUGGCGGUGGCUACUCGCCUGGUCCAGGAGAUCCACUGCUGGCCAAGCAGAAGCAUCAUCAUCGUCGCGCCUUCGAGUACAUUUCCAAGGCGCUCAAGAUUGACGAGGAGAACGAAGGCCACAAGGAACUAGCCAUUGAACUGUAUCGAAAGGGCAUCAAAGAGUUGGAGGAUGGCAUUGCUGUCGACUGCUGGAGUGGACGCGGCGAUGUCUGGGACCGUGCACAGCGACUGCACGACAAGAUGCAAACGAAUCUCUCCAUGGCCCGAGAUCGUCUGCACUUUCUGGCGUUGCGUGAGGAAGAUUUGCAAAUGCAACGGCUAACGCUCAAGGAGCAGGAGCAAAAGGAGGUGCAGCAGAAGCCACAAAAGCUGCCCAUGCUGGUAACUGGAGGCAUCCACAGCAACAACAACAGAGUUCUCAACCCCGAGCCUUCCAAACUUAAGCUGCGCACCAGCAGCGGUUAUGGCCCCAAGCCGAGCAGCAGUAGCAGCAACUCCUCGAGAGCUGUGCCAGCGGCCUCAGGCCGCAAGCUGACCAUUGGCAACAAGCGUCCUGGCAAUCUAGCCGUGGUGAACAAAUCUCAGACGCUGCCACGCAAUCUCGGCUCCAAGACAAGCUCCACUUCGGUGGGCGCCGCGCUGCAGCGACAGCCAGGCAAAACGGCAGCCACGCCUCCCGCCGUGCGACGUCAAUUCUCAUCCGGGCGAAAUACGCCGCCGCAGCGUUCACGCACACCCAUCAACAAUAAUGCCAGUGGAGGAGGCAGCGGAGCCAGCACGCCCGUUGUGAGUGUCAAGGGCGUGGAACAGAAACUGGUGCAGCUCAUACUCGAUGAGAUUGUCGAGGGUGGCGCCAAGGUCGAGUGGACGGACAUUGCGGGCCAAGAAGUUGCCAAACAAGCGCUCCAGGAGAUGGUCAUACUGCCCUCUGUGCGCCCCGAGCUAUUCACAGGUUUGCGUGCACCAGCCAAGGGUCUGCUGUUGUUCGGUCCGCCAGGCAAUGGCAAGACGCUGCUGGCUCGUGCUGUUGCCACCGAGUGCAGUGCCACGUUCCUUAACAUCUCGGCCGCCUCGCUUACCAGCAAAUAUGUAGGCGACGGCGAGAAACUUGUGCGUGCUCUCUUUGCGGUGGCACGCCACAUGCAGCCAUCGAUAAUCUUCAUCGAUGAGGUGGACUCGCUGCUGUCGGAGCGUAGUAGCAGCGAGCAUGAGGCAUCGCGACGCCUCAAAACCGAAUUUCUGGUCGAAUUCGAUGGACUGCCCGGUAAUCCGGAUGGCGAUCGCAUUGUGGUGCUGGCUGCUACGAAUCGGCCGCAAGAGCUGGACGAGGCGGCACUGCGUCGCUUCACCAAGCGUGUCUAUGUCUCACUGCCCGAUGUGCAGACGCGCGAGCUGCUGCUCAAUCGUCUGCUGCAGAAGCAGGGCAGUCCGCUGGAUACGGAUGCCCUGGCGCGUUUGGCCAAAAUCACCGAUGGCUAUUCGGGAUCGGAUCUGACGGCGCUGGCCAAGGAUGCCGCUCUGGAGCCCAUACGGGAGCUGAAUGUGGAGCAGGUCAAGUGCUUGGAUAUAAGCGCCAUGCGUCCCAUCACCGAGAAGGAUUUCCACAACUCCUUGAAGCGCAUUCGACGCUCGGUGGCGCCGCAAAGUCUCAACUCGUAUGAGAAGUGGUCGCAGGAUUAUGGCGACAUUACCAUUUAGUUUUUGUCCUUGUUUUUCACUUUUUGGGCAACACCCACCACCACCACCACAAC
Messenger RNA from Drosophila nasuta, 2894 nucleotides. RefSeq names its product spastin (gene spas). Lineage: Eukaryota; Metazoa; Arthropoda; Insecta; Diptera; Drosophilidae. The record is from RefSeq and is a predicted model, not a curated record. Gene Ontology annotation, cellular component: microtubule cytoskeleton. The transcript has 6 exons. Gene Ontology annotation, molecular function: ATP binding; ATP hydrolysis activity; microtubule severing ATPase activity. The coding region runs from base 499 to 2841 and encodes 780 amino acids.